Lacerta agilis (Sand lizard) is the source of this 1644-nucleotide messenger RNA. RefSeq names its product vomeronasal type-2 receptor 26-like. Gene Ontology annotation, biological process: G protein-coupled receptor signaling pathway. Lineage: Eukaryota; Metazoa; Chordata; Lepidosauria; Squamata; Lacertidae. Gene Ontology annotation, molecular function: G protein-coupled receptor activity. The transcript has 6 exons. The record is from RefSeq and is a predicted model, not a curated record. The coding region runs from base 1 to 1644 and encodes 547 amino acids. Gene Ontology annotation, cellular component: membrane.
AUGACCUACAAGGCCACUCUGAGCCUCCUUUCCACACAACAAAUGUUUGUCCCCAACUUCAGCUGUCAUAACCCGAACAAUAUGAUAGCACUCAUUGGAGAAGGUUUCUCUGAGUUCUCUGCUAACAUUGCAGUGAUUUUGACAAGCAAGAAGAUUCCACAGCUCACUUAUGGAACAUUUUUGCCAUCAUGGGAUGAGAGAAUAAUGUUCCCUUUUUUGUACCAUAUGGUUCCAAAUGAAGCCCACCAGUACAUGGGAGCUGUCCGGUUAUUUCAGCAUUUUGGAUGGACAUGGGUUGGGCUCUUGGCUGUGGACAAUGACAAAGGGGACCGAUUUUUACAGACAAUGCUGCCUUUGCUUUCUGAGAAUGGCAUCUGUUCUGCAUUCGUUCAUCAUUUACUAAGAAGCAUCAUAUUCAAUAACAGUGUUGGAGACACUAUCCACUUUAAUGAAAAUAGAGAAUUAGUUGCAGGCUUUGACAUUACAAACUGGAUGAUGUUCCCCAAUGGCUCAGUGAUGAGAGUAAAAGUUGGAAGGCUAGAACCUCAGGCUCCUCUGCGCAAUGAAUUGACCAUGGAUUAUGACCAGAUUGUGUGGCCUUCAAAAGUCUCUGAAGUUCUGCCUCGUUCUGUGUGCAGUGACAGCUGCUAUCCUGGCUCCAGCAGGAAAAAGAAGGAAGGAGAGAAAUUUUGCUGCUAUGACUGUGCUCUGUGUCCAGAUGGGAUGAUCUCCAACAAGAAGGAUAUGGAUGCCUGUGUCAAAUGUCCAGAAGACCGGUAUCCCAACAAGAACCAAACUAAAUGCAUUCCAAAAUUGGUAACAUACCUCUCUUACAAAGAAGACUUGGGGAUCACCUUAACUAGCUUGGCUAUUAUUUUCUCUUUGACCACAUGUUUAGUACUUGGGAUUUUUAUGAAGCACAAGGACACUCCCAUUGUCAAAGCCAACAACCGGACCCUCACCUACAUCCUCCUCAUCUCCCUCCUCCUUUGCUUCCUCUGUUCUUUGCUCUUCAUUGGACAACCUGCAAAGGCAACCUGCCUUCUACGUCAAACCACUUUUGGCAUUGUCUUCUCUGUGGCCCUUUCUUCUGUGUUGGCAAAGACCAUCACUGUGGUUGUGGCAUUUAUGGGAACAAAACCAGGAUCCAGGAUGAGGAAAUGGGUGGGGAAAAGACUGUCUAAUUCUAUUGUUCUCUCCUGCUCUUUUAUUCAGGCUGCCAUUUGUACUCUUUGGUUAAGUUCUGCUCCUCCAUUCCCAGGUAGAGACAUGCAUUCAGUGAAAGGUGAAAUCAUACUGGAAUGUAAGGAGGGUUCUGUUACCAUGCUUUAUUGUGUCUUGAGCUAUAUGGGUUCCCUGGCCAUAAUCAGCUUUGUUGUGGCUUUCCUUGCCAGGAAGUUACCUGACAGCUUCAAUGAGGCCAAGUUCAUCACUUUCAGCAUGUUGGUGUUUUGCAGUGUGUGGUUAUCCUUUAUUCCAACCUACCUGAGCACCAAAGGAAAAUACAUGGUGGCUGUGGAGAUCUUCUCCAUCUUAUCAUCCAGUGCUGGAUUACUGGGUUGCAUCUUUUCCCCAAAAUGUUACAUCAUUGUGCUGAGGCCUGAGCUGAACAACAGGGAACAACUCACAAGGAAAAUAAAAUGA